AGGGUUUUUCUUUCUCGCAACAACCCCCCCCCCAUACUCCCGCCCCUCGCCUCAAUCCCGCUUCCAUUUUUUUUUUUUUGAGUCUUGUUAAUUUCUCCAAGCUGCUGUUACCGCUGCGGCCGCUGCCGCUGCCAGAGAAGGGGGAGCGCUGGAAUUGACGCUCGGAGGCUUUAACUCCUACAGCCGCUGGACAAGUCUGAGAAGCCCGGAGUGAGGGUGAGCAGAGGAGAGCAGGAAUCGUGGGAGACGCCAGAGGCUCCCCUCUAGCCUCCCCCGACUCACACCGGAGGUGCAGGGAGCACAAAAAGAGCAGAAAGCAGGAAAUCUACCACCUUCGUGCAAGCAACUUUUUUUUCCCCCUCUCUCUUGUUAUUGUUGACCAACCCGAAGGAGUGAGUGAGAAACAGAGAACGAUCACAGAGGGAAAUCUACUCUCAGCUGAACCUCAACUGGGACUGGGAACAGCGCUGACACACACACGCGCACCCUCAUUCACCUCCAUUUCUGGAAUAGCCGGCGCGCAUAUACACACACACUCACUCACAUACACUGUGCACCUUUCUUUCUCUCUUCUCGAUACCCAUUCGCGCCCAUCCACAUCCAUCUGAGCGAUACAAUAAGGGGAUAUGCGAUUUGGACAUGUAAUUGUCGGCAAAGGAUUUAAGACUUCCGAAAAAUGAAGCUGGCUUCAAGACUGUGGGUCUGUGUGAGCCUUCUCGUGGUAGCCUGGACCCUCCAGCCCGGAGCUUCUCAGUCAGUGUGUGCUGGAACAGAAAACAAACUGAGCUCUCUCUCUGACCUGGAACAGCAGUAUCGUGCCUUGCGUAAAUACUAUGAAAACUGUGAGGUAGUCAUGGGCAACCUGGAGAUAACCAGCAUCGAGCACAACCGUGAUCUCUCCUUCUUACGGUCCAUUCGAGAAGUCACUGGGUAUGUCUUGGUGGCUCUUAAUCAGUUUCGCUACCUGCCUCUGGAGAAUUUGCGUAUCAUACGUGGAACAAAACUUUAUGAGGAUCGAUAUGCCCUGGCAAUCUUUUUAAACUACAGGAAAGAUGGGAAUUUUGGACUUCAAGAACUGGGUCUGAAGAACUUGACUGAAAUCUUAAAUGGAGGAGUAUAUGUUGACCAGAACAAAUUCCUCUGUUAUGCAGACACCAUUCAUUGGCAAGAUAUUGUUCGCAACCCAUGGCCUUCUAAUUUUACACUGGUUUCAACCAAUGGUAGCUCAGGAUGUGGGCGGUGCCACAAGUCUUGCACAGGCCGAUGUUGGGGACCCACAGAGCACCACUGCCAGAGCUUGACCAAGACUGUAUGUGCAGAGCAGUGUGAUGGCAGGUGCUAUGGCCCGUAUGUAAGUGAUUGCUGCCAUCGAGAAUGUGCUGGAGGCUGCUCAGGACCUAAAGACACAGACUGCUUUGCCUGCAUGAAUUUCAAUGACAGUGGAGCAUGUGUCACCCAAUGCCCCCAAACAUUUGUCUACAAUCCAACCACCUUUCAACUAGAGCACAAUUUCAAUGCAAAGUAUACCUAUGGAGCCUUCUGUGUCAAGAAAUGCCCACAUAACUUUGUGGUAGAUUCCAGUUCUUGUGUGCGGGCUUGUCCUAGUUCCAAAAUGGAGGUUGAAGAAAAUGGGAUUAAAAUGUGUAAACCUUGUACUGACAUUUGUCCCAAAGCAUGUGAUGGCAUUGGCACAGGAACUCUGAUGUCUGCUCAGACUGUGGAUUCCAGCAACAUUGACAAAUUCGUAAACUGUACCAAGAUCAAUGGGAAUUUGAUCUUUCUCGUCACUGGUAUUCAUGGGGAUCCUUACAAUGCAAUUGAAGCCAUGGAUCCUGAGAAACUGAACAUUUUCCGAACAGUCAGAGAAAUAACAGGUUUCUUGAACAUACAGUCUUGGCCCCCAAAUAUGACAGAUUUCAGUGUCUUUUCUAACCUGGUCACCAUUGGUGGAAGAGUACUGUAUAGUGGCCUCUCAUUGCUUAUCCUUAAGCAACAAGGCAUCACCUCUUUGCAGUUCCAGUCCUUGAAGGAAAUCAGUGCAGGAAACAUCUAUAUAACUGACAACACCAACCUAUGUUACUACCAUACAGUUAAUUGGACUACCCUCUUCAGUACUCUCAACCAAAGAAUAGUGAUUCGUGACAACAGAAAGGCAGAGAAUUGCACUGCAGAAGGAAUGGUAUGUAAUCUUCUGUGUUCAAGUGAUGGCUGCUGGGGGCCAGGUCCAGACCAAUGCUUAUCCUGUAAACGUUUCAGCAGGGGACGGACUUGCAUCGAGUCCUGUAAUCUCUAUGAUGGUGAAUUUCGAGAGUUUGAGAAUGGUUCCAUCUGUGUGGAAUGUGACCCCCAGUGUGAGAAGAUGGAAGAUGGCAUCUUGACAUGCCAUGGACCGGGGCCAGAUAACUGCACUAAGUGUUCUCAUUUUAAGGAUGGCCCAAACUGUGUGGAAAAAUGUCCUGAUGGAUUACAGGGGGCCAGUAGCUUUAUAUUCAAAUAUGCUGACCAGGACCAUGAAUGCCACCCCUGUCACCCAAACUGCACCCAAGGGUGUAGCGGUCCCUCUAGUCAUGACUGCAUUUACUACCCAUGGACGGGCCAUUCCACUUUACCACAACAUGCUAGAACUCCCCUGAUUGCUGCAGGAGUCAUUGGUGGACUCUUCAUCCUCGUGAUCGUGGGCCUGACAUUUGCCGUGUAUGUUCGUCGCAAGAGUAUCAAAAAGAAGAGAGCAUUGAGAAGGUUCCUGGAGACAGAGUUGGUAGAACCCUUAACCCCAAGUGGUACAGCACCUAACCAGGCCCAACUUCGAAUCCUAAAAGAAACUGAGCUCAAAAGAGUGAAAGUACUUGGAUCUGGAGCAUUUGGAACUGUAUAUAAGGGAAUCUGGGUACCUGAAGGAGAGACAGUAAAGAUACCUGUGGCUAUAAAAAUUCUCAAUGAGACAACUGGUCCAAAAGCAAAUGUUGAAUUCAUGGAUGAAGCUUUGAUCAUGGCAAGUAUGGAUCACCCACACUUGGUACGAUUAUUGGGUGUCUGUCUGAGCCCAACAAUUCAGUUGGUUACUCAACUAAUGCCUCAUGGCUGCCUAUUGGAUUAUGUUCAUGAACAUAAAGAUAACAUUGGCUCCCAACUCCUACUUAACUGGUGUGUCCAGAUAGCUAAGGGGAUGAUGUACCUGGAAGAGAGGCGCCUUGUUCAUCGAGACCUGGCAGCUCGUAAUGUCUUGGUGAAGUCACCAAACCACGUGAAGAUCACUGACUUUGGUCUGGCCAGACUCUUAGAAGGGGAUGAGAAGGAAUAUAAUGCUGAUGGAGGGAAGAUGCCAAUUAAAUGGAUGGCCCUGGAGUGCAUCCACUAUAGGAAAUUCACCCAUCAGAGUGACGUUUGGAGCUAUGGGGUCACCAUUUGGGAACUAAUGACCUUUGGUGGAAAGCCUUAUGAUGGAAUCCCAACAAGAGAAAUACCAGAUUUAUUAGAGAAAGGAGAACGCUUGCCUCAGCCUCCUAUCUGCACCAUUGAUGUUUAUAUGGUCAUGGUCAAAUGUUGGAUGAUUGAUGCUGACAGCAGACCUAAAUUCAAAGAACUGGCUGCUGAAUUUUCCAGAAUGGCUCGUGACCCUCAACGAUACCUAGUCAUUCAGGGUGAUGAUCGUAUGAAGCUUCCUAGUCCAAAUGAUAGCAAGUUCUUCCAGAAUCUUCUGGAUGAGGAGGACCUGGAAGAUAUGAUGGAUGCUGAGGAAUACUUAGUGCCUCAAGCCUUCAAUAUCCCACCACCUAUCUAUACUUCCAGAGCAAGAAUUGACUCUAAUAGGAGUGAAUUUGGACACAGCCCUCCUCCUGCCUACACCCCCAUGUCAGGAAACCAAUUUGUGUAUAGAGAUGGGGGCUUUGCUACAGAACAAGGAGUAUCUGUGCCAUACAGGGCCACCAGCUGUAUAAUCCCUGAAGCCCCUGUUGUACAAGGGGCCACAGCGGAGAUUUUUGAUGACACGUGUUGUAAUGGCACUCUGCGCAAACAAGUGGCACCCCUUGUCCAGGAGGACAGCAGCACCCAAAGAUAUAGUGCUGACCCCACAGUAUUUGCAGCAGAACGGAGCCCACGAGGAGAAAUGGAUGAAGAUGGGUAUAUGACUCCAAUGCGUGACAAGCCCAAACAAGAUUACCUGAACCCUGUGGAAGAGAAUCCUUUUGUUUCUCGGCGAAAGAAUGGUGACCUUCAAGCCUUGGAUAACCCUGAAUAUCAUAAUGCCUCCAAUGGGCCACAAAAAGCAGAGGAUGAGUAUGUGAAUGAGCCACUGUACCUCAAUACCUUUGCCAACACCUUGGGAAAUGUAGAGUACCUGAAGAACAAUGGCCUGCCUGGACCCGAGAAAGCCAAGAAAGCUUUUGACAACCCUGAUUACUGGAACCACAGCCUUCCUCCUCGAAGCACCCUUCAACACCCAGACUACCUGCAGGAGUACAGCACAAAAUAUUUUUACAAACAAAAUGGACGGAUCCGGCCUAUUGUGGCAGAGAACCCUGAAUACCUCUCUGAGUUCUCCCUGAAGCCAGGCACUGUGCUGCCUCCUCCACCCUACAGACACCGGAACACGGUGGUGUAGGCCUGUCAGUGUUCCAGAACGGAGAGACAUUCCCUCUCCAGUGUCCAUGCGCCACUCCUCUUUGGUCCCCCCUCUCUUUCUCUUGUGGGCUUCCUCUACUUUCCAGGCCAGUCUUUUUGAGCUAUCCAAACAGAAGCUGUUAAGGAUGCACUCAGAGAAUGAAAAGUCCUGUACUGUUCUCGUUUGGAACUUAGAAUGAAGGAAAGAAAGAGAAAGACAGGAGGGACCACACUGUUUUUGGUUUCUCCACAUGGGGAGGUCAUGACAGAAUGGCCAGGAAAGGACCAGUACGUUUCACUUGCCUGCUGUCAAAAUAGUUCUUGAUUUUUAAAACUCAGACAUGAUAGAGAAAGUCACAUGGUGUCUGUUUCUAUCAGCAGGAACUUAUGAGCACAUAUUCAGCAUUCCUGGAAAUCAUAAUGUAGUUUCCAUUAGGAAAAGGACAAUUUUUUAUAUCACAUAGGAUAGUAUAAUAGUUGAGAUUGAGAAUCCAAUUUCUGUAACAAUUUCUAUCCUGGCAACUAAAAAUGGCUAACUUGGCUUUCAUAACUAUUUGAAGCUCCAUCAAAGUUAUAAGAAAUAAUUCUAUGAUUUCUUGUCUUUGGCCAGUCCUUUCAUCUUAGCCCCUCUCCCAGUUUUUGGCCCUUUUUUUCUAAUUGCAGAGAUUUUACAUUGAUGCUUUGGUACAUGUCAUUAACAUUUUUAUGUGUUGAGAUAAUUUAACAAAAUAGUUUAAAUAAGAAUUCCUCUUAGGAUUGCAAAAACGGCAAAACCUCAAAUACACAUUUUUUGAGGCUAAAAAGAAGGCCAAGACAUAAGAUAUAUACAACCAAAAUCUCAUUUUCAUGAUUUAUUGUAAUAAACAUGAGACUCGCAAACAUAAAGCACAUCUCGCAAAACUUUCACUGCUCCCUCCAUUAUUGAUAAUAGUUAAAAGGCAGUAGGCAAUGCUGGGUCUAAGAGAGAAACCAAGAGACAGUUCUGCGUGGUUCAUGAAAACUGCUGAUAUAUUCAGGGGUGGCCCACUGAGUAAUCUUUUAAACUGGAAGAAAAACACUGGAUUGGGUGAACUUACAUACCUGGCAAAAUGCUCAGGAAUGUAGUUUGCACUUAAGCUACAAUUUUAUUUGUUCUCAUUCUGAACUCUUCUGGAUUUUGAAAGAAGCAAUAUGGAAGUGACCAGCAAAUUCAAAUUAUUUAAAUAUGUUUUUUUUUAAAGAGUAAUGAUGAAGAAAGACUGUGGAAAUGCCAAACCAAGUAAAUUACAUCUUUGGAACAAUAUCCAGGGAUUAUGGGAAGGCCAAGCACAUUGUCUAUUUGUGACAUCACAACGAUGUUAUGGAGAAAGGCCACCCAGUCCUCAUGCUCCAUAUGAAGGAAAUUGACAUGAGCAAGACCUGAACUGAAGUCCAUGGAGUGUCUAGUAUUAGGACUAUAGUUGUUGAAAUAGAAGUUAACUCUAGCACAUAAGGUGGUAUAGUAUGUAGAAGGUUAAAAAAAAAUACAGACAUGCAUGGCUCAGAGGAAUUGGGAUUAUAAAAAGUAUAAAUGAUCAUGAUGAUUUUUUUCCAAGCUUUGAUUUUAUUUUCUGACACACUGAUCUUUUUUUUUAAACUUUUGCAUAAAGUUUUAUUUAACCAUUAUGUUAAUUUAGAAAACCUUUGUAUCAUUGUGAAUUUUAACACUACUAGAUGUGAGAUGGUGAUGGGCCUAAUGGCAGAAGUAAGAGCUUCAGAUGCACUAGAAAUGUUCUUCUUUGGGGUGUGAGUAAAAAAAAAAAAAUCUACCUAA
Molecule: messenger RNA, 6394 nt
Organism: Phascolarctos cinereus (koala)
Lineage: Eukaryota; Metazoa; Chordata; Mammalia; Diprotodontia; Phascolarctidae
Gene: ERBB4
Product: erb-b2 receptor tyrosine kinase 4
Biological process (GO): protein phosphorylation; positive regulation of kinase activity; cell surface receptor protein tyrosine kinase signaling pathway
Cellular component (GO): signaling receptor complex; plasma membrane; basal plasma membrane
Molecular function (GO): epidermal growth factor receptor binding; ATP binding; transmembrane receptor protein tyrosine kinase activity
Source: RefSeq, a predicted model, not a curated record